This is a messenger RNA of Rotaria sp. Silwood1, 354 nucleotides long. NCBI's taxonomy places the organism in Eukaryota, Metazoa, Rotifera, Eurotatoria, Philodinida, Philodinidae. The record is from the annotation of a GenBank genome assembly.
AUGGUGGACAUCGAAGAUACUGGCCCAGUUGUUUCGAAAAUUUUGGAAGAUCCCGAAAAAUAUGUUGGCAAAGAUAUUUGCAUUUGUGGCGAAGCUAUUCGAUUUGGUGACAUUCCAAAAGUUUUCACUAAAGUAACCGGUGUUCCAGCUAUAGCAAAAACAUCAACGGAAGAAGAAUUUCGAUCGGGAAUUCAAUUCAUGCCGAAAAUUGCACAAGAUGAAAUAGUUUCUAUGUUCAAAUGGUUUGAAGAAUACGGCUAUUAUGGCAAAGAUAAAGAUUGGACAUCGGGACAAAAGUUAACGGCAUUAAAUACAUUCGAACAAUGGCUUAAAAAAACUGGUUGGAAAGGUUAA